Messenger RNA from Cervus elaphus (red deer), 510 nucleotides. RefSeq names its product protein shisa-like-1a. The coding region runs from base 1 to 510 and encodes 169 amino acids. Lineage: Eukaryota; Metazoa; Chordata; Mammalia; Artiodactyla; Cervidae. The record is from RefSeq and is a predicted model, not a curated record. The transcript has 3 exons.
AUGGGCUUCCAGAGGCGGUCAGGCCCUCUGCUGACAGGCCUGUCGGUGGGGCUACUGCUGUUCUUCAGCUGGAUGAUGCGUGCUCAGCCGGCCUCCCUCUCAGCUUUGGCCCACCACCCCCACCUGUGCCAGACCACCUGGGAUGCUGAUGGGCGUCACUACCCGGGUUUCUUCUGCCCUCGUCUCUCUGACACCCCGGAGGAAGCCUACUGCUGCCACCUGCAGGCUGCAGGGGGCUUCUGCUGCACUCAGGCUGAAUUUGAGGCAUUGAACCAGGUCAAUCUGUCUGCCCUCCGGCCUCCUCCCAUCUUCAGGGGUCCGGGCCCGCUCCUAGCGCUGAGCCUUUACAGCCUGCUGCUCGUGGCCCUGAUGACGGCAGACCUUGUGCAUUUCUGCCGCGUUCGGGGUCGGGGCCGGGACCGAUGCAGAGACCUGGGCUCCAGCAGCCACCGGCGUCCCUCUAGGUCCUCCACCGCGCGCCCCCUGCAGGUCUCGGCGGGAACAGACUAA